AUGAUAGCCUCCUGUGGCAGUGCCUCCGCACUGCAGAGUUCUUGCGCUAUCAGCUGUUGUCCUUCUUUUCGAUAUAGUCUCCUAGGCCGCACAAUACGACAGUUCUCAUCGCGGAGUGGACGCGCCUCCCCUGAUCCCCGUCUUGAAGAUUUCGGCAAAAUCAUUAGAGAUGAGUACGCGCUUGUCCGAGAGCAUUAUGAUACCCCAAAACAUCCCAUAAUACUCGCACACGGUUUGCUUGGGUUUUCUGAGCUACGACUUGCCGGGCCUUUGCUCCCUGGGAUUCACUACUGGCGGGGCAUUAAGGAAGCAUUCUCCCUGAAAGGCGUCGAGGUUAUUGCCGCAAGUGUGCCUCCGUCGGCCUCAAUCGAGAUGCGAGCCAAAGUAUUGGCCGAGACUAUUGCGUCGGCUGCACGGGGGAGAGAAAGCACAGACAUAGCAUGCGGGCUUGAUGCUCGAUAUAUGAUCACGCAUCUGAAGCCCGAGAACUUCAAAGUCUUGUCAUUGACGACUAUUGCUACUCCACAUAGGGGCUCCGCCGUAGCAGAUUAUCUUCUUCAGCAGAUAGGCGAUGAUCGGUUGGCCCAGCUCUAUUACCUCCUCGAGAAGAUCAGGAUCGAGUCAGGGGCAUUCUCUCAGCUCACGUGCGAGUAUAUGGAGAAGACUUUCAACCCUCAGACCCCAAAUAUCGAAGAUAUUCGAUAUUAUUCCUAUGGAGCAGUCAUGGAGCCAAGAUUUUGGUCGGUCUUCCGCUUAUCCCACCGUCUUCUACAACAACUUGAAGGGUACAAUGAUGGGCUAGUCAGCGUAGCAAGCAGCAAGUGGGGAGCUUACAAGGGGACCCUUAUGGGGGUCAGUCACUUGGACCUCAUCAAUUGGAGUAAUCGACUCAAGUGGCUUGCCGGCGAGAUCACUGGCCAGAGACCAAACUUCAAUGCCGUCGCGUUUUACUUGGACAUUGCUGAAAAGCCCUAUGGAGUGUAUCUCGGCUAUGCACAUGUCCGCGAGGAGGCGGGCCAGCACAGCGACAUGCAUACCUUUUCUGAUUCGCCCUUCCUAGGUUGCCUCACAGUUGUGACAAUUCGUCAACAAGCAGUUUCCAGCCAAGUUGACUGGACAAACAGGGGUCGUCAAGGGUGGCGGUGCAUCUGGAUCAUGGCCAUGGGCACACCCGGAGUGGCUUAGCUUCAAUUGCAGGUCGAUUAUUGGAGUCACUAGAAGGCAGCCAAAUAGGAUAUAUUUUGCCAAUUG
This is a messenger RNA of Aspergillus nidulans FGSC A4, 1251 nucleotides long. Its product is annotated as triglyceride lipase. The record is from RefSeq and is a predicted model, not a curated record. Bases 1 to 1185 code for a protein of 394 amino acids. Lineage: Eukaryota; Fungi; Ascomycota; Eurotiomycetes; Eurotiales; Aspergillaceae. The transcript is spliced from 9 exons.